This is a messenger RNA of Clunio marinus, 16240 nucleotides long. NCBI's taxonomy places the organism in Eukaryota, Metazoa, Arthropoda, Insecta, Diptera, Chironomidae. The record is from the annotation of a GenBank genome assembly.
UUAGUUCGUGAUGAAAUAGAAAAAAAAAUGUCGUAUCAAGACAUAAUAAAUUUAGUAAAAGAUAAAGAUGAGCUACUUUUACGGACUGAAACAUUCAAUGUUAUCAAAUUACUAAUCAAAAAAGAAAACGAAAUAUUCAACCAUGAAGAAAAAUACAACGUUUUCUUCGAUACCCUCAUAUCCCUUGUGGCUGAAAGCAUAGCACAAAUUCCAUCAUCAGUUUCACAGUCAAAGCUGUUAACGUUGCUUGAGGCCACUCAGAUAAUCAUUCGAUACAUCAUUAAAAGAUUUGAAAGCACAAAUGCUCCAAUAAUUCUUCUCAAAGCUUUAAAAUCUCUUUGCGACGCCAAUUCUGGUCUCGAGAAUCUUCAAGCGUAUGCAUCAAUUAAAUAUCUGAAAUAUCCGGAAGUGUCAAAAACAAAUGGCUCAGGAUCAGACAAAGACAACAGCCCAAAAUCAGAGGUGAAAAGAUCUCGCUCUGAACUGUCGAUUGUCAUUAUGCAGCAGCUUUCUCAGCCAUUGUCUCAAGGAACUGUUCCAUUGACAAAUUUUAGUGAAACUCAGUUUGAUUUCACUGAACUCUUCAAGAAAGAAGUGAUGGAUCUUCUAAAGUCAUUAAAUGCUAGUGAAGUUUUCCUUAAAUGGAGUAUUAACGCAAUUCCAAUCAUUUCACCAGCGUAUUCUCUCAAAUAUGAAAAUUCUUUAUUGUUGAAACAGAAAUCACUACAUUUGCCGCAAACUCAAAGUGAAGCUAAUUCUGUUAAACAAUGUUUGAAGCAAAUCGACGUGGACAUCAAUAACAUUCUUUGUAUGUUGCAAUUGCCUGUCAUGGAUCCAUUAAAUGUUGUGAAGAUACGUCAAUUGUCGCAAUUAUCAAUGUCAGCACUUUAUUGUUGCAUUAUUACUUCAGUUGCACAUAGUUUGAGCUCAACUGCACCCAGCUCUGCAAGCACACAAACAGUAGCAACUAAAAAUGUUUCUGCAUCGACACAACAAUCGUCAAGUUCUUCAGUUUCUCAUAACAAAGAAUCGACAAAUGUUGCGGCAACUGAACAAGAUCCAUACGAAGAAGUGUCACGAAACAUCGUCAACAACUCUUUGGAAAUCUUUAAAAUUAUCAGCGAAAUUUAUAAAAAAUCGACUCAAAAUCACAUUUAUCAGAAUCAUUUGUGCAUGGGCGCUUGGAUGUUGUUGACUGGAAUUCAAGGAGCGAUGAGUGUUUCAAGUGGUUCACAGAAAUCAAUUGGACAACUACAAACAACACCAGAAGAAUUUACAAGAAAUAAAAGUCCAUCGAAGCAUCCAGAAAGUUCCACAACAUCAACACCACAACCGAGAGUGAAUCUUUUCAAAGUUCAACAAAGUUUUGGAGUGUUGAGUGCAGCUAUCGCUAAACAAAGCAUUCUCUUGCUAGAGUUACUUCUCAACGAACUUAAAAUUGAUUGCGCUAAUGGUCUCGACUCUAAAUACAAUGACGAUGUUUUGAUUGGUCAACAACAACAGCAAAUAUUUACAGAACUCGUGAAUUUUAAUAUUCUUAAGAAUUACACGUCGAUGGAUCGAAUUAUUUGCGUAUUUGAAGGAACGACAAUUCAACAAUUGAAGACCUUCCUUGCUACAAUUGCUUAUCGCAAAGGAUGUUCAUUAAAGCACCUGACAGAGUUUGGUGGUGAGCAAUUAAGUUACAGCGAUUCAACAACUUACUUCAAUGACACAUUGUCAUGUUCUGAAGAUGAAUCCGAUACGGAAGAAGAGGAAGAAGUUGGAGAUUCAGAGGAAGAAGAAGAUAGUGAAGGAUAUUUAGGAUCGUGGUUGAAGGAAGCUUUGUCACCAGAAGGAAAUGAAACUGAAAAAGAUAAAAAUGAUAAACAAAAACAAGAAGACAAUCAAAAGUCAGCUUCUAAUGUGACACCAGCUAAAGAUGAACCACAUGAAUAUCUUGAGUUAGCUUCACAAAUCUUUCAAUUCUUAGACACAAAACUUGGCGAUCCCGAGAACAAAUUCUUAAUCAAAUACAUUCGUCAUGGAUUGAGUGAACAACAAAUGGUUUUACUUGCAACCAUUCUUAAGGAUCUCGAUUCAGAUGUUCAAAUGGGAGUUAAUAAUAAUCCACCAACAGUGACAAUCACAUCAUCGAAUGCUGUGUCAAAUGACGCUGCAAAUGUUGCAAUUCAAUGGCGAACUUCGAUGGUGAAAUUCUCGAGUUCAAUUGGCAAAUACAUGCACAACAUGAUAUCAAAUUCAUUGCUUAGUGAAUCACUUCAGUCAUUGCUUCUUCAAAAUCUUGGCGUUUCGCCAUGGUCAACAGAAACCAACACUUGGCCUUUGGAAGCAUAUUCGAGGAUUCUCGCUGUUGUUGUUCAGAUUCUUCUGUUAAAACCAAGUCAAGAGAAAGAAGCCGCGUGCUUGUCAGUUUGGCAUCGUCUUGUUAACACUUUAGUUGAAGGUGUUUGUGGUGCAAAUUCGAGUCAGUUUGAUGAAUAUGAAGAUCUUAACGUUGAACAUGCUCAAUUGCUGCUUUUCCUCUUCCACUCGCUUAACUUGAUGCAAAAGAAAUCAAUUUUGUUGCUUGUUGCUGGUGGUGUCAUAAGAUGUGCUGAAGUUUGUCGAAUGGUCACACCGGAAAAGCCACUAAGAGACAAUCAAUUGAUGUUGUUAUCAAGAUUGCUUCUGUUUCUCGAGUAUUUGAUGAAACAUCUUUACAGCCCUCCAAACAUUCUUCUCGAACAAGUCAGUUGGAAUCUUUUCAGUAUUUUCUCAAUGGAUUCAGAAGAGAAAUCUGCUGGCUUUAUGACUUACAAGACCAAAAUGAUGUCGUUUUAUCGUAAAGACAUCGAAGAUAAAUAUCGAAAGUUGUCAACAGUUCAUGAUGGAAUAACAAUCAAACCGAAGCUUUAUUCGCUAACAGUGAUUGAUCCAUCGAAACAAAAUGAAUUUAAGCUUGAUGGACUUGCAUGGAACUUUAUUUUAUGCACACCUGAUAAGGUCAAAUAUCCAUUGCUGAUUGAUUCUCUUGUCAGCAUUUUAAACAUCACUGACAUGAGCACAGGAAAAAUUCCACAUCAUUCUCAAUUCUCGAUUUAUUAUUGCUUCAGUUUAGCGUGGAAACUUUUACUCGGAUUGCCACCUUCAACUUCACAUGUUGAGAAUUUAAUUGGACUUGAUGACAAACAAGUAAAUCUUCACACAUUAUUAUGGUCAACCAGAUGUUUGAAGCCAGUUUCCAGCAAUGUUCAUUCACAUAACUUGAUUGUUGAUUGUCUCAUUCGACAAGGAAUGUACACGCAAGCUGCCGAGACAAUGUGGUUUAAUUUAACAGAGAAACUUAAUGAUUGUAAUCACAUUUUAACACUUGCAAAGUUUGGAUUGGAAUCUUUUCUGCAAUCUUUUCAAAGUCAGUCGCCACGUUUAUCAAAAAUUAUUCUUCUUGACAGUUUAAUGUCGCAUCUUUAUAAUUAUCAGACAUUAGUGGCAAAUGGUGAAGCUGGAAAGAAUGACGAAGCGUCCAAUGACACGCCACCAACACGAAUAAUUGAUGAAAGUUUGUGCAAGACGCUGAUUGAGAAGUUGGUGCAAACAGCAGAGAUUCUGAUGAAUGUUUUUAACAAAACAAUGACACAAAAUCUAAGUGGACAAACGCCACAAAAGAUCAUCGACUCGAUCAUUGCAAUUUCGGGUACAAAAAGCAGCUUGUCAUGUGAUUUAGCACAAAAUCUCGUUCUUUCUAUACAAUCAGCUGAUAAAGAAGUGUUGACGAUUGAAUGGAAACGUCCACUGAAUUUAAGUGAAGAAUCGACAAACAAUCACCCAGAACAAGGAACUUUGAACAUUGUUGAAGCGCAUCUUGCAGAAAUUUAUCGUCAUCAAAAUUAUUCAAUGCUUUUAUCAUUGAAAAGUGUCAUUCGAAGUGUUAUUAAUUGGAUUAAUUACAUUCUACCGAAUUACGACGAUACAAAACUUGAUAAUCGUGCGUUGGAUCUUCUCGUUCCGAUGCUUUUCGAUCUUCGAACUGAAUAUCUUUACGAUUCACUCAACAAAUGCUUAGAAACUUUAUUGAUAUGCGACACAAGUUCAGAAGUUUAUCAAUUGCUUGCUUAUCGUCAUUUACUCACUCACAGCUAUUCAAUUCUUAUCGAGUAUUGCGAAUUGAAUGUGACAAAUGCUGGAAAGUCGAUAAAUGUUGACGAAUCAAUUGUUCAUGACAUUAUUCGAUUCUGGGAGAAUGUCAUGGAGAAAUCAAAUGGAUUGAAAGCGAUGCGUGAAUUCUUUUACGAGACAAAAAGUGGAAGUUUAGUGAACAUUCUCUUGUCAUUCACUGGAACGAAUUUAUCACAACAAUACAGUCAUCGAGUGUUGAAAUUCUUUGAGAAACUCUUUCAAAUAUCCGAAAACAUGGAUUCGUCGUUUUCAAUUGAUGAAGUUUGCAGUUCAUUAGGUGAGUUGGGAGCAGUUGACAAUGUUCGUCUUCGUAAUUGGUUGAGUCACAUUCUUCUGGGACCGAAAGGAUUGUCAGUUGAAGGCGCAGUUUCAAGUGCAAACUCGAGUAAUGUUCCAACGCCAACAAAUCUUGGCGGCACGCAAUCAUCAGCUGCACCGUCACUUCCAAUUGAUAAGAAUCGUUCAGUUGUUGAAACGGCUGAAGCUAUGGAAGUUGAUGAAGAAUGUAGUCGAGUUGGUGGAUUGCCUUCAGUUAUUUGGACGCCAGUUGCGUUAACAUCGACAACAAACGAUCAAGCGAUUGGUGGUGCACCAGAAACAAACGAGAAUAACGGAAAACUUCUUCAGACACUCACCAAAUAUCUCGUCGCUGAAAAUCGAGUAUCGUCAGCUGUUUCGCAAGGAUUAUUUCAAGCGAUGGUUCAACUGGGAAAUAAUUUAUUAACAACUUCGAUGGUUCCUGAAUCAGUUUUAAGUGACUUUACAUCGUUACUUCAAGUUAUGAUUACUUUAGCUGACGCUGAUCAAGGACGUGGACAUUCAAUUUUAUUCACUUCAGCAGUUGAAUGGCUGGAAAUAUGCAAAAAUCGCGUUCUUGAUAAAUACAGCAACAAAAACCAAGCAAUUGUCUUCAACACAAAUGCAAAUGUCGCUGCAAAGAUUCAACUUGAAAAUGCAACUUCUUUGUUGAAAUAUCUCAGUGAUUUGCUGAUUGGUUUGAAUGGUCAACAACGUCCUAUUUCAACAGCUUGGGAAGAUGACAUCACGUUUGAUAUUGAAGAUAUUAUCGCAAAUGAUCCAUCAGCUGGCACUUCAUCAUCUUCUUCUGGUAAUGUUGCAACGAGUGUUGAAGAUGAUUCUGAAGCAGCUGACGAUUCUGAUGAAGAUGCUUCUAACAGUAAACUUUGCACAUUUACAAUCACGCAGAAGAACUUCAUGAACCAACAUUGGUAUUGGUGCUACACUUGCAAGAUGGUUGAUGAUAAAGGAUGCUGUUCAGUUUGUGCUCGUGUUUGUCACAAGAAUCAUGACGUUUGUUAUGCAAAGUUUGGAAAUUUCUAUUGUGAUUGUGGAGCGAAGGAAGAUGGAUCGUGUCAAGCGAUGAGUCUUCUUGAUAAUUCGUCAUCAGCAGCAGCAAGUAACAUUUCAACGAUUGAUAAUCAUGGAGAAAUUUUAGUGAGCUCACUUAAACGUCAAACAUCAUCAUCAGCAGUGACAUCAACAACUCCAGCGACAUAUCCAAACAAUGAAUUCUUCAAUAAUCUCAUCAGUCACAAGCAAGUCUUUGCAAAGGUCAUUGACGGAUCAAAAGAUCAAUUAAGUAAUCAAGAAAUGUGGCGAAAUGUUUUAAAAUGUUUGUUGAACUUUUGUUCAAGUCUCAUGCCAAUUGUUAAAGAGAAUUGUGCGAAAUUCUCAACUGUUGGUUGUCAUUUACGUGCAAAGAAUGCUUUGGAUCGUUUACACCAACCCGAGAAAGCUUUCAGUUAUAGUGAACAAAUAAUGAUUGCGACGCUUGGAUCACAAGAAGGCGCUUUUGAGAAUGUUCGGAUGAAUUAUUCUGGUGAUCAAGGACACAUAAUUCGUCAACUUUUAUCAGCAAAUCUCAUUCGUCGUGUUGCUUUAUGCUGCUUAGCAUCACCACAAGGAAAACGUCAACAUCUUGCAGUUUCGCAUGAGAAGGGAAAAGUCACAAUUCUUCAAUUGUCAGCUUUGUUGAAACAAGCUGACGCUGCAAAGAAGAAGCUCACAUUAACGAGAUUGUCAUCAGUUCCAAUCACUUGCAUGGUGUUGUCACUCGUUGCAAAUCCAGCAAAUGAAGAUUUUCUUGCUGUUUGUGGUCUUCGUGAAUGUCACGUUUUAACAUUCACAGCAAAUGGAACUGUCAGUGAACACAUCGUGUUGACACUUCACAUCGACAAUGGAAAUUAUUUGCGACGCGUUAUUUGGCUGCCGGGAUCGCAAACAAAACUUGCUUUAGUGACAGCUGAAUAUGUGAAGAUUUACGAUCUGGCUGAAGACACGGUGUCGCCAAUCUACAAUUUUGUUGUUCCAUCUGGCGACAUUCGCGAUGUUUGCUUUGUGAAUCAAGAAGGUUCAUAUUUUAUGCUUAUCAUGUCAUCACUUGGAUAUAUUUACACACAACCUUUAACUGAUGAGAGUCUUGCAGCUCAUGGAGCGUUCUACGUCACAAAUACACUCGAACUUGACCAUUCUUACAUUCGAGACGUCAAUGGACAAAUUCUUGGCGGUGGCGUUUCAAUUUAUUACUCGCACACACUUCAAAUUCUCUUCUUUAGCUUCGCUAUGGGAAAGAGUUUCAUGGCGCCGUUAGUUGAUGUCAAUCAAGGUGUUAAAUGCGUCAUAAAUCUUCUGCAUUCAUCGAAAGUUUUCUCGAAAGGAAGCUCAAAUGGAACGCAAUCGCCUUUGUGUCAAUGGAUGGAGAUUCAAGGCCAUCCUGGUCUUGUCUGUUCAAUGAUGCAAAACUCAAACAAUCCCGUGAUCUUCAUGCUGAAACCUGAUGGUUAUUUAGUGCAAGAGAUCAAAGCACAAAAUCCUAAAGCGAAGAUCAUGGACAUGGUCGCGAUACGUCAUCAAGUUAGUGGCGUUGAAAAGACAACUUUGAUUCUUCUUUGCGAAGAUGGAAGUUUAAGAAUUUAUGCAGCAAAUAAUGAGACGACAAAUUAUUGGCUUUCACCGGAAGUUCAACCAAUUGGAAAUUAUUAUAAUUCGGGUAUAAUGAAAGAUCGUGGAAGUGGAAAGAAGAAAAUGAAGAAAAGUUCGGUCGUUAAGCAACAACAGAAAGUUCAACAAUCAAGUUCUUCUGGUGCAAUUGUUCCGUCAUUUCCAAUUGAUUUCUUUGAACAUUGCACAAAUUUAACUGACGUUGAGUUCGGUGGAAAUGAUUUACUUGAAAUUUACAACGUUCAACAAUUGCAACAUCGAUUAAACUCGACUGGACUUUAUGUUGCAUCGACAAGAUUCAAUGGCUUUACGCUUGAAGUUGUUAAUAAAGAUGUCAACAUGGUCAUCACAGGAAUUCGCUUUUUGAUUGGAACUCAAGACGUGUCGCGUGGUCCAACAGCUGUAACAAUUCUUGGACGAAAAAUUCCAACAAUUUGUACACGUUCACGAUGGUUUGCUGUUCCAUUGACACGCGAAGAAAGUUUACAAGCUGAUAAGAAGUUGAAUAUUCAUUUUUCACCAUCACAAGAUGCAGAAUUUGUUACGAUGCUUGAUUCGAUAAAGAUUUAUGGCAAGACAAAAGAUUCGUUUGGAUGGCCUGACGAGAUUUUUGAUGACACAACAAUUGGAGCAACGACGACAACAACAACAACCGCAGCAACCACAUCGCAAGCUUUAAUUUCUCCAAAUGAGACUGAAGAAGCACAAAAUAAUCCAUUUACGAUAACAGCACUUGAUAAGAUGGUGACGAGUGUUUUGGAUGUCAUUGACAAUGGUUUUUAUCUUCUUGGUGGAUCAUCUGUCGAUAUGAGCUUAAAACAACAAGCAAUUGAUGUAACGACGUCGUUGAUUCUUCUUCCAACCCCAGGAAUUGUUCAACAACUAUCACGAUCAGUUCUCGCUAUUCUACAUCCAACUAAAAGUCAAUACCAUCAAUACAAAGAUCGUGAAAUUCUCAACGACAUCAACAAAGAACUUCAAAAUAUGUUGACAGUUUCUAACUUUAAGAACGUCGAUCCCGAAGGUUUUUAUCGUUUGGUGUUAAUGGUACGAAGCAUCGCCAUUCAAAGACCACAACAAUUGACGAAGAUUUGUCAGGAAAAUAAUUAUCCGAUUGUGACAGCGUUGAUGAGUCUUGUCAAAGAACUUCAUCGAAUUUCAUCAAGUUACGAUGAGUCGAUUGUUCAUUAUGGUUUAACACACAAAGAAGCGACAAUUCAAUCACUCAUCGAGAUUCUUUACGCUUUCAUUUACACUGACAGUUCGUUAAUUGAACAAAUGGUGAAGUUUAUGGUUGAACUUUUACUCGAUAAGGAUCCGCAAGUAAGUCACAGUGCUAAACAUGCGAUUAUCAGAUUAUUACGGCCAAAAUUGAAACGACAAAGAAAAGUUUUGAUUGAGUCAACUGUGACACCGCCAAGUUGUCAAACGCCAACACCACAAUCAAUGCCAACAACUCAGAUAAUUGCUGAAGAUGUUGCAAGCGGUGGCAGUGGAAUUCAAGACGUUGAUUUGAUUGAACCUUUGGGUUUGAUUGCCGCUGGUGGAGGCGGUGGAAUUGCUUCUGGUGAGAAUCGUGAGCAACUUGUAGAGUCAUCAUUGGAAGCACUUUUAGGAAUGGCUGGUGGUGGAGGUGCUGCUGGUGCAGUUCGUGAUGUUCAUGGAGAAGCUUUAAUGGAGUUUGCACUUGAGUUGUAUUUACAAGAAUAUGACGGAGACAUUCAAGCAUUUCAAGGUCUCGCUAAUCGAUUGCGUGGUAAUCAAACUUUCCAAGCUGUAGCAGCAGCAGCUGGAAUAGAUUUGGGUGGCGCAGUUGUUGCUCCAAACCAAUCAUCAUCAUCACGUGUUAACAAUUCAGCUGGUGGAUCAGAUGAUGACGAUGAAGCAGCUUCAAAUGCAGCUACUGAUGGUUCUCGUGAAGUUGGCAAUCAAAGACAAAUUUUAACGACAUCACCAAGUGCUGAACAAUUGAUGGACAAUGCUGGUGAUGGUGGUAGUGGAAAUGGUUCUGAUGGAAGUGGCGCUGAGUCCAUUGGUGGCAUUUCAGGAAGAAGUUCAACUUAUGAAGAACAAAUGCCGACAUCGUCAACAAACUCACCACCAAAAGUUUCAUCGUGUGGAAAAUUGGAAGCUGUAAAAGAUGAAGAAGACGUGAUUGCUGAACAAGACUCAUCAAAGUUACAUCAUUUACGGAUUGUCAUUCUCGACACUUUAAUUGAUAAUUUCAGUUCACUUGAGAAUAUUAAUGGACGUCAAGUGAUUCCAUUUAUGCAAGUGAUUCUAAUGUUAACGACAGAUCUUGAUGGAACACAAGAACAUGAAAAGAACAUCAUGACGAAACUUCUUUGUUUAUGUGUUGAGAAGUUAGCAAUGAAUCCACCAACUCAAGCUGUCGAUCUUUCAACACGAUCAGACAAAUCUGAAGUUCAAUUAAUUAUUCUUCGUUUUGUUGGCAUUUUAAUGGGAAAAAUUAAAACUUUGUCAUCAUCAAAAUCAGCUGCAUCAAGCUCGACAGCUUCAACAUCAACAGUUGAAAAUAUUCAAUUUGUCGCAUCAGCAACUGCAAAUCAUCUGAUGAAAAAUGGCGCGAUUGUUUAUUGCUUAACACUUUUGGAAUCUUUUCUUCCUUAUUGGCGUCAAAAUAAUUUAUCAAAUGACGCAAACAAUUCAUCGCAAAGUGGAACAAAUGGCGCAAUUAUCACAUCAUCAGGUGGAGCUGUUACAAAUACACUCUUGAAACCGACAAUUUAUGGACCUGUUCCUGAUAUGCAACCAUUUUUCGCUCGCCAAUACAUCAAAGGCUUAGCUGACAUCUUUGAACUUUAUCCACAAGUGUUGACAGAAAUGGCAGUUCGAUUACCAUACCAAAUUCUUAAAUUGACAAGUUCAAAUCAAUCGCAACAACAGCAGCAACAACAACAACAGCAACAUUCAUAUGAUUCAGCUCACAUGACGUUCACACUUUGCGAGUACAUGAUGCACAUGAAUUCGCCAGUUUUACGUCGUCAAGUGAGAAAACUUUUGCUUUAUAUGUGUGGAAACAAAGAACGUUAUCGAAAGUUGCGCGAUCUUCACUCGUUGAAUGAACAUAUGAAAGCAAUUAUAAAGCUGACAUCUGUCAAUUGUCCUGGAUUGUCUUAUCAGAGUCUUGUAUCGUUGAUUGAUCAUUUGAAGUCAUGUUAUGAGAUUGCUUCAGCUCGUACUGGCAAUUGGCAAAGAUUUUGUCUACUCAACACUGACAUUCUUUCAACACUUUUGAGUUUGAGUUGCCAUCAAUUUGAUCAUGAACAAAUCUCGACGAUUAUUCUUCAACUUCUUCAAGCAGCAGUUGUCUGUGUCAAUCCAACGUCGACGACGCCAUCACAGCCGACAAUUCAGGAACCUUCAAUGACAGGAACACAAGUCAAACAAUCGUCAAAGGAUCGAAAAGAUCGAGACAAAAGCGAAGAAAUGGAUAGUUCAGGAAAUGAAUCAAAGUUUGAUCCAGCAAAUUGCAAUUUAUUGGUUCAACAAAUCUUCAAUCAAGUUCACAUUUCAAAUCUUACACUUUUCAUUAAAACCUUUUUAUUGGAAACAAAUGCAAUUAACAUUCGUUGGUUGGCUCAUGGAUUGAUUUAUGCUUUUUAUGAUAACAGUAAUGAAGCGAAUAAAAGUAAACUUCUUCAAUCGCUGUGGGGUUUGUGGCCAUUACUUCCUGCUUAUGGCAAGCGCGCACCACAAUUUGUCGAUCUAAUUGGAUUCUUCACAUUAAACACAAAGUCAGCUGUUCAUACUUUGCCGGAUAAGAUCACGAAAGCUGUUAAAGUUUUAAGAGAACAAAAUGAACUUGUUGCCAAACAUCCAUCAGCUGCUUUGUACACUGUCUUGAAUCAAGUGUUGGAACUUGAUGGAUUCUACUUAGAAUCCGAACCUUGCCUCGUAUGCAACAACAUCGAUCAAUCGAUGUCAAUAAUUAAACUCACAUCAAUCAAAAUGGACUCAAAAUUCACCAUGAAUUGUAACAUCGUUAAACUGGUGAACUCGCAUGUCAUUUCAAAAAUCAUUCUUCGAAUUGGUGACUUGAAGAGAACAAAAAUGGUUCGAACAAUUAACAUUUAUUAUAAUAGCAGAAAUGUUCAAGCUGUUGUUGAGUUGAAAAAUCGUCCAUCAAUGUGGCAUAAAGCAAAAACAGUAACAUUGCAAUCAGGACAAACUGAUGUGAAAAUUGAACUUUCAUUGCCAAUAACGGCGUCAAAUUUGAUGUUUGAGUAUGAUGACUUUUAUGAAACUGUCACAAGUAUGCCGGAGAGCUUACAAUGUCCACGAUGUAGUGCGACAGUGCCAGCUAAUCCUGGAGUUUGUAACAAUUGUGGUGAACAUGUUUUCCAAUGUCACAAAUGUCGCGCAAUUCAUUACGACGAAAAAGAUCCAUUUUUGUGUCAUUCAUGUGGAUUUUGUAAGUAUGCAAAGUUUGACUACAGCAUUUAUGGUCGUCCAACAUGCGCCGUUGAUCCUGUUGAAUCUGAUGAUGAUCGCUCGAAAACUGUUCAAACAAUCAACAACUUACUGGAGAAAGCUGACAAGUCUUAUCGUGAAAUUGUCAAUGUCCGUCAAUCUUUAGAACUUUUGAUUCCGAAAAUUGCUGAGGGAAGUGGAUCAAGCACGGAUUUGAUUGUUGGAAAUGUUUCCAAUUCACUUCACAUCAAUAAGAUUGUUCAACAAAUGGAGAAGAAAUAUUGCAAUGAAGGACGAACUCACUUUGAUGAUUUAACUAAAAUUGUCCAAAAAAUUCAAGCUUGUCGUCGUGAAUUGGUUGCAUAUGAUCGAAGUCAAAUGGAUCCAUCAUCAGCUCCAAUGACGCCAACUAUUCCUACCAUUGAUGCUAAUGAUUCGAUAGCUCAUAGCAAAUGUUAUGGUUGUGCAUUGUCAUCGAUCGAACAAACAUUGUCGUUAUUGAAAGGAAUGGCAACACAAAUGCAAUGUCGUGAGUUGUUGUGUCAAGAAGGAUUGAUUGAAGAACUUGCAUUUAACAGCUUAAGAAAUGGAACUGAUCAAAAGAUUCAAGAAGAAGUUCGAUCUUUACUUUGCCUUCUUACUCGUGAUCUUCCAGAACCAACAGAAAAGUUAUGCAACGUUUUAACGCAGAGAGUGAUAACAGCUUUGGAUGGCAGCGUGUCAUUUGUGAAUCUCGAUCAAGCUGUUCGUCAUGAAAUGGCUUUGUUGGAAGCAAUGGCAUUGCAAGAAGAUUCAUGUUGGCAGAUGAAAUUAAAACCAAUCAUCAAUUUAUUCCUGAGAGCGAGUAAAGACGUUCGUGGACCUGCAACAGCAGUCAUUCAACCGUGCUUGCGUGUUAUUCACUUCAUGUGCAAUCCACCAGCACCAACCAGUAAAACGAACAAAGGAAAGACAUCAGCUGAACUCAGCACAAUUAAAAUAUCCGAUGGAAUUUCUAUCAAUCCUAAUAAAUGGUUGGAAGGUGAUCCAAAUCAUUCAUUUGAAGCUUGGAAAGCUCGUCAAUCUCCGAAUGUUUCAACUUCAUUACCAAUUGACGCAACAAAACCAAAACCAGACACUUUCAUUGCUGUGAUGGAAGAAAAACGUCAACAGACACGAAACAUUUAUUUAAUGGAGAAAUUCGGUCAUCGCUGGCAUUUGAAAACAAUCAAGAAACGAGUAAAGAGUCAACCACUGAAAUUGAUUCCAAGUUAUUUGCCAAGCAUUUUGUUCCAUUCAACAUCGCGACUUGUUCGUUUCAAUGCUUGUGCUCUUGUCACAUCUUGGAUGACAACACAUGAACGUAAACUUCAUUUAUUGAAUUUGCUUACAUGCUUCUUGAAGUACAUUGGCGAAGCUGGUGAAGCAAGUGCUGAAUUUAUUGAUCUUUACAAGCAAUUAGCGCAGGAACCACCUUAUCGUCAGUAUUUGGCUUUGAAUCACGUCAUCACUGAUAUUGCUGAUCUCUUGAAUUUUGAGUUCGAGAAGAUUUACAAGCUUGAAGAAACGACAUCAUUAUCAACUGAUUUGGGACAAGGAUAUGCUUUGAAGCAGUACGUCGAUCUUAUUUCAAUGUUCUUAGACAAUCCGCAAAUACGAAAAGCUUUCAAAGGUCUUGUCUUGCAAAGCAUCAUUCAAAGUUACCUGAAUUUAAGGAAAUUGGUGGUGCAACGAACGUGCAUGAUUGAUGAAGCGCAGAAGAGUUUGAUGAACUUAUUGGAAGAGUUGACGAGUGGAACAGAAGAAGAAACUGCUGCUUUUAUGGCAAUUUGCAUUGACAUUGUUCGUAAUACUCCGGCAAAUGAAUUAAAGACGCCUUUGUUCAUGUUUGAACGUUUAUGUUCAACAAUUCAUUCAGAAGAUUCAGACAUUGAUGAGUUCUUCUUGAAUCUUGAGAAAGAUCAGCUGCAAGAAGAAUUUAUACAAGGAAGAAUGCUUGGUAAUCCUUAUCCAUCGUCAGAAGCUGGUCUCGGCCCAUUAAUGCGUGAUGUGAAGAAUAAAAUUUGCUUCGAUUGUGAAAUUAUGGCGAUGCUGGAAGAUGACAAUGGAAUGGAACUUUUAGUUCAUAAUAAGAUCAUCAGUCUCGAUUUGCCAGUUAAGGAAGUUUACAAGAAGGUUUGGUUAGCUGGUGGUGGUGAACGUGACACAAUGAGAAUCAUUUAUCGAAUUCGAGGAUUGUCUGGUGAUGCGACAGAAGAAUUUGUUGAAAGCUUGAAGCAAACAAGUGCACAAGAAGAAGAUAAUGAACAAACUUAUCGAAUGGUUAAUGUUGUUGCUGACUGUGGUGGACUUAAAGUCAUGUUAGAUCGAAUGGGUUAUCUUCAAAAUGUGAGCAAAUCGAAACAAUUCCUUCAAACACUUCUUAAACUAUUUCUCAUGUGCGUGAAAGUGAAGAAAUGUCGCGAAGAAUUUUGUCAACCAGAACUUGGUGCAAUUUCUACUUUAUUGAAGGUUCUUCAUCUUUGUCUUCAACAUCAAGUACAAGAAAAUGAUCCACAAAUGUCGACAGUAACUGAACAACUUUUGGAGAUUAUGGAAACGAUUUUGGCAAAAGCAGCUUCCGAUUCUUUGGACUCCUUCUUGCAAUUCUCAUUGACUUUUGGUGGUCCCGAGUAUAUUGAAGCUCUUUUGUCAUGUACAAAUCAUGCUAAUGUCAGAAACAAUCCUCACGUUCUUCGUUGCUUAAUUAGAGUUGUUGCAGCGCUUGUUUAUGGAAAUGACAUCAAAAUGGCUUUAUUAUGUGAUCAUUUUAAGUCUUGCUUCGAUUUUGAGAAAUUUGAUGUUGAGCGAACAGCUGAAGAAGAAUUUCAACUUGAAUUGUUUUGCAUUCUUUGUUCAGCCAUUGAACGUAAUUCAAUUGGAGGAAUUUUAAAAGAUUACAUCAUGGGAUUGGGAAUUGUCGAUAAAGCAGUCGAUUACAUUGUCAAAUAUGCGCCAUCAAAUCGUUUGAUCCUUCUUCCUUUCGCUUCAUCAUUGGACUCAGAUGAACUCAAAUUAUUCAUCUCCAAACCUUCUCUCAAAUAUAUUCUUCAAUUCUUAAGUGGGUUAGCUUCGAAACAUGAGAAAACGCAGCUUGUUGUUGCUAAGGAUCUUAUCCCAAUCGUUCAUCAACUUGAACAAGUUUCAUCUGAUGAACAUGUUGGAAGUUUAGCGGAAAACCUUCUCGAAGCUUUAAGUUCAGAACCAGCCACAGCAAAAACGGUUCAAGAAUAUCGCGAUUCAACACGUGCGGAAAAGAAACGUUUAGCAAUGGCAACACGUGAGAAACAGUUAAACGCUAUGGGGAUGAGAACAAAUGAAAAAGGUCAAGUAACAGCUAAGGAACAAGUUCUUCAAGAAAUGGAUAAAUUGGCUGAAGAAACUGGAUUGACUUGCUUUAUUUGUCGUGAAGGCUACGCAUGUCAACCAAACCGUGUCAUUGGAAUUUACACCUUUACAAAACGUUGUCCUUUAGAGGAAUAUGAACAAAAAUCAAGGAAAACUAUGGGAUAUACUUCUGUCACUCAUUUUAACGUUGUUCACGUCGAUUGUCACAUGAGUGCAAUUCGAAUGUCACGAGGUCGUGAUGAAUGGGAAAGUGCAAGUCUUCAAAAUGCAAACACAAAAUGUAAUGGACUUUUGCCAUUAUGGGGUCCUGAUGUCAGUGAAACAGCAUUUUCAGCCUGCAUGGGACGUCAUAAUGGAUACAUGCAAGAUAGCACACAACGCAUUGAAAUUACAUUUACAAGUGGAAUUCAUGAUUUGAAGUUGCUUUUGUUGAGAUUUGCUCAUGAAAAAACCUUCCACGAUGACUGUGGUGGCGGUGGCCCACAAUCUAACAUGCAUCUUGUUCCUUACUUGAUGUUCUUUGCGCUUUAUCUCUCACUUUCAACUCGAUCGUACAUCAGAGAAGAGAAGAGUUUGACAGCUUUUUUGAAUCAGCCAUUGUCAGAAAAAUGGUUUGAGUCGUCUUACGAAGUUGAUGGACCGACAUAUCAAAUUGUCCUUAGCAUUGUUCUCCAUACACCAGAAAUGUGGACAAGGAAUAAAAUUAAAUUUCUUAAGCGUUUAUUGGUUACUUACCACAUUCGUCAUUUGUAUCCGUCGUCAACAUGUAAAGCAUUGAAUGGAGUUGGUGACAAAGAUGUGAAGGAAUAUGGAAUCUACAAACCAGGAUUGAUGCUAUUUGCACUUGUUGAGAUAAUUUAUCAACAAUAUUUCUCUAAAGUUGUUAAUCCAAAAGAUGAAGAUUGGCCAGUUUCGUUAUUUGGAUUUAUUAGAAAAAACGACGAAGCGAUGAUGAAAUCAGCAGUUUCAACUUUGGAAAACUUCCGAGAAGAGUUUUUGCCAUGCACUUCAUUUGCUGAAUUUUGUGAUGUUGCUGGACUUCUCGGUGAGAUUGAAGAUCCUGAUGGCUUCCUUGCUGAACUUUUGCAGUCUUUGCCAGGAUCAGGUGGAAAAUAAAAUAAAUUUGCUUAUAUUAAUGAUGGAACUGGAAUGAUGACAUGAAGAUGGUAUUAAAAGAAAAGAAGAAAUUAUUUGAUAGCUUGGAUUGGAUGAGAUGAAAAUUUUCAAAUUUAAUUAAUCAAGUUAUGAUGAAAAAUAUUUAAUCAAUUUGUGUUGCAAAAUUAAAAAUAUGAAAAAUAAAUAAAAAAUAAUGGCUUAAAAU